This is a messenger RNA of Prunus persica (peach), 729 nucleotides long. RefSeq lists its product as uncharacterized. The transcript is spliced from 3 exons. The record is from RefSeq and is a predicted model, not a curated record. The coding region runs from base 1 to 729 and encodes 242 amino acids. NCBI's taxonomy places the organism in Eukaryota, Viridiplantae, Streptophyta, Magnoliopsida, Rosales, Rosaceae.
AUGGAUCGUUCAUUAGCAGAGAUACUUAGAGAAGAAUGCCAAAUGGUUCACAAAGGAGAUGGUGGUUGGAAAUCAGUUGCUUAUAACACUGCUGCAGCCAUAUUGUCUGCCCAAUAUAAUAUUGAAGUAAGUGCUGAUAACAUUAAAAAUCGUGUCAAGACAUGGAAAAGGUUUUAUGCUGUAGUCAGUGACAUAUUAAGUCAGAGUGGAUUUAGUUGGGAUGCAACAAAAAAGAUGAUCACUAUAGAUGAAGAGAAUGUUUGGAAUGAGUAUGUGAAGUCUCAGGAAGAUGCUAGAACUUUUCGAUAUAAAGUAAUUGCAAAUUGGGAUGAUAUAGUGGAUUUAUGUGGCAAAGAUAGAGCUACUGGAGAGGGUUUUGAGAAUUCUCACAUUGAUGAUGUCUCACCCAAUUCUAGCUGUCCAAAGAAAAGAAAUCAACCAUCUUCUGAAAUUCGCCCACCAAAGAAAAGAGGUACUCCUAAUGUUCUUGCUGAUUUAGUGGCUAAAAUGGCUUCAUCGUUCAAACAAUUUAUCAAUGCUACCACACAAAAGCAUGAUCCAUUAGAAGUAUAUGAUGAAGUUAAUGCAAUUCUAGAACUUAAUCCAGAUGAACAAUUGAAGGCAUGCACUUGGUUUAUAGAAAAUGAGAAACAAUUUCUCAUGUUGAAGACACUUCCAAUUGAGAGAAAAAAGGGAAUGGUGUUGAUGUUUAUUUCACCAAGGGCAUAG